CAGCUUCCUUCCAGGCAGUAUUGGUUCAUUCGGGUGGCUGUAGGUGGCCGAGAGGAAAGCCGGUAGCCCCUUCCGGAGGGCAGUUUUUGUUCCUGCGUGCCGCCAUGGCGCUUUCUUCGAUGCGGCAGGUGUUCGUCUCCGUCGUGCUGGUGCUUUGCGUGUUCGUAGCGAUGCCCAGGAUAUUCAGUGGGGGCGGGAAGUCUCCGCGAAGUGCCAAAACCUCCUCUGGCCGGCCAGCUCCUCAUCAGCCUCGACGUGGUGGACCUGAGAAGAUUCUGCAUUCACAGAUGAAUUUGGAAACUCCUGAAAGUAAAACAUAUCAAAGCAUCCAGCAAAUGAGAAAUGCAAUGGAGAAGGAGUUGAAGACAGAACACACUAGAGGCAAUGGCAAAGACUUUGCUUUAACCCUAAUGCCAUUAUAUGCUAUUAGUGUGGGUGUGUUUGCUUUAUACAAAUUCUUAAAGAUGAAAUCUCAGGAAGAAAAUUUUUCGAAAAAAGAAAAAAAUGCAGAAGACAAAACAAAAGAAACAGAGCAUCAGCUUUUGGAACUGGAACAACAUCUUGCACAAACAGAAAAAAUGUUAAAUUCAUUAUUGACUCAGUUAGAUCCACUUUCAAGCUGUAUAAAUACACUGGCUUCUGAGCAGAAAUAUGAAAUUAUGGAACAACUUGAGUCCAUUAGGAAGCUGAUGAAACAAAGUGGAUUGGACAAAUCGGCCAUGAAACCACAAGAUAUUAGCCAUACAUGCCAAGAAAAGCUUGAAGAUCUUAUUCAGUCGUUCAGUGAACAUCCUGAGGCAAAAGUGGAUGAGGGGAUUUAUGAAAAAUGUGAGCAUGAUAUCUUAUUUGAAGAUAUGGAGGAGCCUCAUGGUGUAAAAAAUUAUCAACACUUUGAUCAUGAAUAUUUACUUAGUUCAAUGGAAGAACCAAAGAAGACAGAAGUAACUAAUCAAGAUGUAACAGAAUUAGAUACUGGGUUAAGACGACGACUUAGGAAUGAAUGAAAGUUAUACUUGGGAAAUUGUAAUGAAUUUUGCACAUAUUAUACAAUGCACUUUUAAAUUCUGAAAUAUAUUCACAUGACUGCUGUGUGUUUUAAAAUAAGAUAUUUAUGAAAUUUUCCUAUUUAUUCUGAAUAAAAUAAUUUCUGCAUAUAGUACACUGAAAAUUCUAUAUAGCAUCAUAAUCACACAGAUUCAUUUUUUAAAGCAAUUAAAGUGUAGUAAUGGCCACAGAAGAUGUAAGUUUGUUAAUAUGCCCCUGCAGAAAUGAUUUACAACAAAUAUGGAAUGUUACUCCUGUGUUAGUUACUUUACAUUUCAGUGUAAAUUUAGUAUCGAUUCUGAUUCUGAUACUCUCUUGUUUUGAAACAGUGGAAAUAGGUUUAUUCCUUUGAAACAAACUACCUAUAUUUCUUUACAUUAAAGGUUCUUUUGGUUGCUGAACAGUAUUGAAAAAAUAAAAUGUAGCAGUUAAAUACAAU
Python bivittatus (Burmese python) is the source of this 1483-nucleotide messenger RNA. RefSeq names its product coiled-coil domain containing 107 (gene CCDC107). Gene Ontology annotation, cellular component: neuronal cell body; neuron projection; intracellular membrane-bounded organelle. Lineage: Eukaryota; Metazoa; Chordata; Lepidosauria; Squamata; Pythonidae. Gene Ontology annotation, biological process: protein localization to cell surface; synaptic transmission, cholinergic. The record is from RefSeq and is a predicted model, not a curated record.